AUGAAAUUGUUCGUUGGGUUUCUGCUAGCAGCGACCACAUCGUGUGCCGUUGCUAUUUACUAUCCUCCUCCGCCGCUAUUCGAAGUUCAGGAGUCACAUUUCGCUUACCAGCUAAAGAGCUUUCGCCAAUCAUUGGAUGAAUGUGCAGAGUAUUUGGAUGUAGCCGUUGAGGAUAUUGAUAAUUUGUAUAUUAACAACUUCGUCACCAACGAUAAGAGCCUCAAGUGUUUGAUUCGGUGUGUUGGAAUCAAUUCUGGUUGGUGGCAUGAUGAGUUGGGCGUUCAAGGGCCAGUAAUCGAAAGCUAUUUCCAGCCAACCGCAGAUGAUUCAUGCUACGAAACACGAACUGAGGAAUGUCUCCAGGGUAGACUUGCGGGAUGCAUCGAUAACGAUUGCUCCAAGGCCUACGAAUCCUUUUUGUGCUAUUAUCAACAAUACGGAAACCUGAAGAUAUCUGAUGAGUACAUUCCAGUCGCUAAACUGGAAGCUGUCCAAGCAGCAAUUGAUUGCAUCACCAUCUUGCGCGUUCCCAGGGAUUUGAUAGAAUUGUACAGUCAAGGUAUUCUUCCUCCAGUACCCGCGACCCAAUGUCUUUACCGGGCUCAAUAUCUGGCAGAAGGUGUUUACGAUGUUAAUUCAGGCUACAAUCUGACCCGACUUUACAUUCGGUAUCACGAAGUUCCAUCACGAGACAUUCUGAAUGAAGAAACAGCUGCUUGUAUAGAAGCCGCGUUUACUCAAAGUUGUGACGAAUGCUCAAAAGUUUACAAGGCUCGAGAAUGCUUCGCUAACUACGGACCCGCAAACUAUACUUCGAUGAUUAUUCAGCAUGCAGCAAAAAUUAUUUUAGCACAAAGUUGUGAACAAGAACCUCCCUAUGAAACAGAACCACCAACAGAACCGGUAACUGAGUCAGAAUGCGAACCAGAGCUUGAACCUGAGCCUCAACCAGAACCAGAACCUGAACCAGAGCCAGAACCUGAACCAGAACCUGAGCCUGAACCUGAGCCAGAACCUGAGCCAGAACCUGAGCCUGAACCUGAACCAGAACCUGAGCCAGAACCAGAGCCUGAACCUGAGCCUGAACCAGAGCCAGAACCAGAACCGGAACCCGAACCAGAACCCGAACCCGAACCCGAACCAGAACCCGAACCCGAACCGGAACCCGAACCCGAACCAGAACCCGAACCAGAGCCUGAACCUACCCCAGAACCCAUGCCAUCACCUAGACCACACUAUUACAACAAGCCCAAACCAGAUAUGGGUUACUACAUUCCCUAUAACCAAUAUCCGGCUGUCUAUCCCAAAGUUUAA
This is a messenger RNA of Uranotaenia lowii, 1314 nucleotides long. RefSeq lists its product as uncharacterized. The transcript has a single exon. The record is from RefSeq and is a predicted model, not a curated record. Bases 1 to 1314 code for a protein of 437 amino acids. Gene Ontology annotation, biological process: sensory perception of smell. NCBI's taxonomy places the organism in Eukaryota, Metazoa, Arthropoda, Insecta, Diptera, Culicidae. Gene Ontology annotation, molecular function: odorant binding.